AUGGGCCGGUCCCGGCCGGGCGAGCGCGGGCCCCCCAGCCCCGGCCCCGCCGCGCCGACCGCGCCCCCGCCGCUCUACACUCGCACCCUGGCGUUGCUCGGGGCCGUGCUCAUCGCCGCCGCCGCGGCCGUCACUGCCCGGGCCUAUGCCCGCCUCACCGAGGCCCAGGCGGCCGCGCGGCAGGAGUCAGCGGUGAAGGCCCUGGGAACAGAAGGCCUCUUUCUCUUCUCCUCCUUGGACACUGACCAGGAUAUGUACAUCAGCCCCGAGGAGUUCAGGCCCAUCGCGGAGAAGCUGACAGGGUCAAUUCCUACGACCAGCUAUGAGGAGGAGGAGCUGCCCUCUGACCCCAGCGAGGAGACACUCACCAUAGAAGCCCGAUUCCAGCCUCUGCUCCUGGAGUCCAUGACCAAGAGCAAAGACGGGUUCCUAGGGGUCUCUCGCCUGGCCCUGUCUGGCCUCCGCAACUGGACAACCGCAGCCUUGCCAAGUGCACUGUUUGCCGCCCGCCAUUUCCGGCCCUUCCUUCCCCCUCGGGGCCAGGUGGAGCUGGGCGAGCCCUGGUGGAUCAUCCCCAGUGAGCUGAGCGUCCUCACCGGCUAUUUGUCCAACAACCGCUUCUACCCACCACCACCCAAGGGCAAGGAGGUCAUCAUCCACCGGCUGCUGAGCAUGUUCCACCCUCGGCCCUUCGUGAAGACCCGCUUCACCCCUCAGGGGGCAGUCGCCUGCCUGACCGCCAUCAGCGACUUCUUCUACACUGUGAUGUUCCGGAUCCAUGCCGAGUUCCAGCUCAGUGAGCCGCCCCACUUCCCCUUCUGGUUCUCGCCCGCCCAGUUCACCGGCCACAUCAUCCUCUCCAAAGAUGCCACCCAUGUCCGCGACUUCCGGCUCUAUGUGCCCAACCACAGGUCUCUGAAUGUGGACAUGGAGUGGCUGUAUGGAGCCAGUGAGAACAGCAAUAUGGAAGUGGACAUUGGCUACAUACCCCAGAUGGAGCUGCAGGCCACAGGCCCCUCGAUACCCUCUGUGAUCCUGGAUGAGGAUGGCAACAUGAUUGACAGCCACCUGCCCACGGGAGAGCCCCUCCCAUUUGUGUUUGAGAAGAUCAAGUGGCAGCAGAAGCUGAGCUGGGAGGAGGCUGCCCGACGCCUGGAGGUGGCCAUGUACCCCUUCAAGAAGGUCACCUACCUGCCGUUCACCGAGGCCUUCGACCAAGCCAAGGCCAAGAACAAACUGGUGCACUCGAUCCUGCUGUGGGGGGCCCUGGAUGACCAGUCCUGCUGAGGGUCAGGGCGGACUCUCCGGGAGACAGUCCUGGAAAGUUCGCCCAUCCUUGCCCUCCUCAACGAGAGCUUCAUUAGCACCUGGUCCCUGGUGAAGGAGCUGGAGAACCUGCAGAAGGACCAGAAGAACCCAUCCCACAAGAAGCUGGCUGACCUGCACCUAGAGAAGUACAGCUUCCCCGUGGAGAUGAUGAUCUGUCUGCCCAAUGGCACCGUGGUCCACCACAUCAACGCCAACUACUUCUUGGACGUCACCGUCCUUAAGCCUGAGACUGCCAAGAACAACGCCUUCAGCUUCUCAUCCACCUUUGAAGAUCCGUCCACUGCCACCUACAUGCAGUUCCUGAAGGAGGGCCUCCGGCUCGGCCUGCCCCUCCUCCAGCCCUAGUGCGCCUGCCUCUUGUGGACCAUGAGAAGGAGCUGGGAAGAGGCCCCUCAGCCCCAGAGCCAGUGUGGUCCUUGCACAUUUCAAACAUCCGACAUUCCCAACCCCACCACCCCCAGGCUGCCUGUGAGGUCAGAGGUCAACUCUGGGUGGCUGUCCUAGCUUUCCAUUUGUUAGGGGGGGGGGGGGCAAAGGGGGUGCCUGGGCUGACCGGUGGGUGAAUCUUUAGCUCCAGCUUCCACCAUUGGCCCUUUACUACCCACCUGGCUCUGGAAGCUGCUUGGGACCCGCCAGCAUGGAGCCUGGGGUCAUUUCCCUAGAUGUCACCCUCUCAGGCACAUAGUCUAGGCCCUUGUGAAGAAUAGGGAGAACUGGGUGCUAGGAAAACAGGGCCACCCUUUUCUCCUUACUGUCACCCCUUCCCAAAGGAACAUCAAGAAGUCCUGGCAUCUGGUGGGGGGGUGACAGAGAAGGACUCUGUUUUCUGUCCAGAGCCUUCAUCCUGGCCACAGCCCUAGCUGCCCUCCUGUGCCUGGUGUCCCCGGGGUCAGGCUCAGCCAGAGACAGCCAUCUGGAGACUCUGGGCAGAACCUUCCUUAAGAAGGGGGAACCAUACAGUACCCCAAACUUUGGCUCCCCAGACCAGUCUAGUCUAUCCGACCUACUGAUAGGACCUCCAGACCUGUUGGGGACUUGCUGGAGGCCAGCUCUCUGAGGUUUACUGUGAAGUAGGCUGCUGCCCUUAACAAGGGGCUCCACUGAAAGUCCCUGAGGCCCAGACCCAAGGCACACCCCUGCCAACCCCAGCGCAGGAUCACAGUAGGACUGCUGGAGCCAGAGCCCUGCUGUUGCCUCCUGCCCCUGAGCUCUCAGCUCGAGACGUGGAGCCCAGCCAAGAAGAGCCUCCGUCCCAGCUGCCAGGGCAGCCCAGACCCGUGUCCACCACUGCGUGGCUGUUGACUCCUUGGCCACAUUAAGGGCCUUGGUUCACAUCCCAAGCCACUGACCACAGCCAGUCUCUUUUUUGUAUGUGCAGAGAAGUGUUUUUACAUGAACUUUCUCAGUUUGUAGGUAUUUUUUAUAACCCCAGUGCUAAGGAGAAGGAAGGGGCAAAGGCUUCCUCCCGCAGCUGCCCAUGAUGGUUGGGUCUGAAAUCCUAGAUGGAUCCAGCUUGAUGUCUCUAGUUGCUCCAUGGAAGAAACAUUCCUCUCUUCCUUCUCCUCUUCUAGUUUUUUAAAAACAGUCCUCAGAGGUCAGUGUAAUCUUGCUGUCUGCUCAGGCCCAGAAGGGCUCCUAGGGCUUUCACUAAGGCCUCUGAGCGAACCUCUCCCACCCUUGCCCCACAGGGCCUCACUCUUAAACCUGGAAGAGGAAGGAAGGCAGGCAUUUGCUCAGACGCUCUCCCAGGCCUUCAUCUGCUGGGCCCCCUGCCUGCCAGUGGAGUAGCCAUACUGAGCCUUCUCUAUCUGAGGCCCUUUGUUAGGGUGACAUCUUUUCCCAAUCCUCACAGGCCUAUGAGGCAGAUGUUAAUUGUUCCCAUUUUGCAAAUAAAGAAACUUUAUCUCAGGAAAAUGAAGUGACUUGCCCAACAUCACUGUGGUAGAGUUGAGGUUCAGCCUGAGUCUUGAUUUGGGGGUGUUUUGUUUUGCAUUGCACCCCUACCUCUCUCCCCUGUUUUCACUGAGGUGAAAAAGAAAGCCUUUCAAACCAAAA
Messenger RNA from Molossus molossus (Pallas's mastiff bat), 3384 nucleotides. It is a transcript of the gene SELENON, whose product is annotated as selenoprotein N. Gene Ontology annotation, molecular function: calcium ion binding. Gene Ontology annotation, cellular component: endoplasmic reticulum membrane. NCBI's taxonomy places the organism in Eukaryota, Metazoa, Chordata, Mammalia, Chiroptera, Molossidae. The transcript has 12 exons. The record is from RefSeq and is a predicted model, not a curated record. Gene Ontology annotation, biological process: skeletal muscle fiber development; calcium ion homeostasis.